CUGUCAAAGCAGUUCUCCCCAAGCGGAACCUUUGCGUGUACGUCAUCAAAGAGGCGCCGGACACAUUUCUCAGAGCACCGCAGGGAUCUCAGGGCGGUGACAAGCAGGCCGCCGACAAACUGCUCACCUGUUGUAAAAAGGGACGUAAGUAACUACUCGUCCGCGGCCGUGAAAGGUAGAAGCGUUCAGGGAGAUGGCGCUGCGUGCUUGUGGCUUCAUAGUGUUCCGUCGUCUAGCCGGUUGCACCCCUCCGCCGGACGGCAUCGAGUACCUCCUCUUGCAGACCUCUUAUGGGAAGCACCACUGGACCCCACCCAAAGGUCAUGUGGAUCCAGAUGAGGAAGACCUCACCACAGCUCUGAGAGAAACCAAGGAGGAGGCGGGGCUGGGGGCGGAGCAAUUGCAGGUGAUUGACGGCUUUGCGCGGGAGCUGCGCUAUGAGGUGCGAGGCCGACCCAAAGAGGUGCUGUACUGGCUGGCCGAGCUGAGAGACCCGGGAACGGCGGUGACUCUGUCUGACGAGCACCAGGACUACCGCUGGGCCCGUCUGGAGGAAGCGUGCACUUUGGCUGAGUACAAAGACCUGCAGGACACACUGAGAGCUGCACACACACACCUGGAGGUCCAGCAGGACGCGGGCCGAUGAACCAGGACACAUGCGGUGCAGAAGGGAUGAGUAAAGAAGGGAAAGCCGGCAUGUUGGUAGAGCACCCAAUGUGUCAAUUUAUGUGAUUGAUGAUUAUGUCUUUGUCAGGUUCAAAUACCGGUGAGCUAAACGCUGUCUGUAUGGUUCUGUGUAAUUUAAGGCUGCAUAGAGAGAACAGGUGUGGAGGGAGGACAAAGAAGACCGCUCUCUUUGGAAGUCAUAUGUUAUAAGGUUAGAUAUAUAAAUAUCUUAAAUGCAAAUGAACUCAAACACAAUAAGUCAGCGAAGCAGAACAUCAAGGAGAGUGACACUCACUCAGUGGAGCGCCGUAAACCUGAAGAGAAUUCUUCCCUACAGUUUUCAAUCCAUCUGCAGUAGAAUUAAGUGUUGAAAAUAAAUGUCACUUUUAUUUUUUUGUGAA
This is a messenger RNA of Cyclopterus lumpus (lumpfish), 1067 nucleotides long. RefSeq names its product nudix (nucleoside diphosphate linked moiety X)-type motif 2 (gene nudt2). Gene Ontology annotation, molecular function: bis(5'-nucleosyl)-tetraphosphatase (asymmetrical) activity. The record is from RefSeq and is a predicted model, not a curated record. Gene Ontology annotation, biological process: ATP biosynthetic process; AMP biosynthetic process. The coding region runs from base 194 to 646 and encodes 150 amino acids. NCBI's taxonomy places the organism in Eukaryota, Metazoa, Chordata, Actinopteri, Perciformes, Cyclopteridae. The transcript has 3 exons.